This is a messenger RNA of Leucoraja erinaceus (little skate), 3285 nucleotides long. It is a transcript of the gene tinagl1, whose product is annotated as tubulointerstitial nephritis antigen-like 1. Gene Ontology annotation, biological process: proteolysis. Lineage: Eukaryota; Metazoa; Chordata; Chondrichthyes; Rajiformes; Rajidae. Gene Ontology annotation, cellular component: lysosome. The coding region runs from base 149 to 1537 and encodes 462 amino acids. The record is from RefSeq and is a predicted model, not a curated record. Gene Ontology annotation, molecular function: cysteine-type peptidase activity; peptidase inhibitor activity. The transcript is spliced from 12 exons.
AAAUGCCGAGAGUUUCUCACUGCUGCCUUGGUGGGCGGGUCGCUCUCUACAUAAAGUAGGUCCCUGGCGGCCGUAGACGAACACUUGUUGCCGAGUUUCGGCCACAUCGAGGAAUCCCGCCACACACACACAAAACCACCAAGGAGCGAUGCCCACCAGCGUUUGGCUACUUGUGCUGCCGUGCCUGCUCGCCCCGGGACUGGAGGCGGCCGGUCGCCGCAGCCGCCGGGAGUUGAGUCCGGGACUGCACCGGGCCGGGCUCCGGGACCCCGGCGGCUCUUACUGCCGGCGCCUGGGCUCCUGCUGCCCCGGGCGGGACGACGCCUGCACCGUACCUUACAUCGACACCAUCUGUUACUGCGACCUCUUCUGUAACCGCACCGUGUCCGACUGUUGUCCCGACUUCUGGCCCUUCUGCCUGGGCACCCGGCCCCCCUUCCACGCCGGACACGAGUGCACAAGGAACGGACUGCAAUAUCCCAUCGGGGCCACCUACAAAGACAACUGCAAUCUGUGCACCUGCAGCAGCGGCCGGUGGGCGUGUGAGCAGCAUGCGUGUCUCGUCAACGACGAAAUGAUCAGUGGCGUCAACCAAGGCAACUAUGGAUGGAAAGCUUCAAACUACAGCCAGUUCUGGGGUCUGACUCUGGACGAAGGGAUCCAGUAUCGACUGGGCACCCUGCGGCCCUCCAGCGCCGUGCUGAACACCAACCAGCUGAAUGUGAACAUGGACAGCAAUGAUGUCCCACCCAAGUAUUUCAACGCAGCAGAUAAAUGGCCGGGGAUGGUCCACGAACCCAUGGACCAAGGCAACUGUGCAGCAUCCUGGGCCUUCUCCACAGCAGCUGUGGCCUCGGACAGAAUCACCAUCCAGUCCAUGGGUCACGUGAAGGCGGCCCUGUCACCACAGAACCUCAUCUCCUGCAAUAGGCGGAGGCAGCACGGUUGCCAUGGCGGCCGCAUCGACGGGGCCUGGUGGUACCUCCGACGUCGGGGGGUGGUGUCGGACAGCUGCUACCCCUUCUCCAGCCCAGGCAGCCAUCAAAGCGAGAGCCACUGUAUGAUGUCCACCCGAUCGGCCGGCCGUGGCAAGCGGCAGGCGACCAUGCCCUGCCCCAACCCCUACAGCCACACCAACCACAUCUACCAGACCACUCCGCCCUACCGCCUCUCCAAUGACGCGAAGGAGGUCAUGAAGGAGCUCAUGGAGAAUGGGCCUGUCCAAGCCCUGAUGGAGGUACAUGAAGAUUUCUUUGUGUACAGAAGCGGAGUGUACAGGCACACACCCGUGAUGGGUGACAGACCAGAGAAUUUCCGUCGACACGGGACGCACUCCGUGAAGAUUACAGGGUGGGGUGAGGAGCAAGGAUACAACGGAGAGAUUCGUCAAUACUGGAUUGCAGCCAACUCGUGGGGAAGGAACUGGGGGGAGAAUGGAUACUUCAAGAUAGCUCGGGGCGAGAAUGAGUGCGACAUUGAGACCUUCAUCCUGGGAAGUUGGGGUCGGGUGACCAUGGAGGACAUGCAUCGGAAGUGAGGUGCCCCACAUCGCUGGCCGUGGCCCAAACAUCUCCAAUCUGGAAAAGACUCCUCCGUCGUUAACCCCCUUUCUCACCCCCCCCCCCCCCAUCAAUCUGCAAAGCUCUCACUAUCCAACAAUAUUAAACAGUGUUAUGUGGCUCAUCAUGAGCAAGUUCUGUCAGACAGUUUGUGACAGAACAACCAAGAAAACAUCACUCCUUACAUGACACACGGUGCUCCAGAAAACCCACAGAGCAAUAACGAGCAACAAACCAUGAACCUCUGGGUGCGGCUCUGACCUGGUGCAACAUUACUAUGGAAAAGGUCACUGGUGCACUGUGGAAGGAGAUCCGGUGCUCCAGCAUCCACGGGAACGUGUCAACACCCUCUUGCCUCCUAGUGUGCUUUGGUUGAGGCUGUGAACAGUGUGCGAAUUGACCCAGAUGGUCUGGUUUGGGAAUGUGACAUUACACUGGGCAAGUUGUGACAGAAAGCACAGAGGGGGGGGGGGGGGGGGGGGGGGGGGGAGAGGAGGUGUGUCUGAGUGACUGCACCUGCCCACAUGGGCCUCGCCUCUGCUGCUGGGGUUUCUGAUGCCAUUCCACAGUUUGCCCUGAUUUUCACACGCGAAUAAGUAUCGUGCUGCCAUUUUUAUAAACUUUAUGAAACCUAAAAUCAACCGCAUCUUAAACGUUAGCAUGCGUGAUGAAUUAAUUUUAUUUUUAAACUCUGGAAAAGCUGUGAUUUAUAAGUGGGUAGGGGGGAAAUUGCCAGGAAGAUGGGAUAUCGAGGAGCACAGAUUUGAGGUGCCGAUCAGGAGCGAUCAAGUUGCAGGCAAAGUGAGCUGAAGGAUGCAAUGAGCAGUUCCUGCUCCUGAGUGGCAAAGUGGCACAACUGGUCGAGCCACUGCCUCACCGCGCCACAGACCUGGGUUCAAUCCUCACCUCGGGUGCUGUCUGUGUGGAGUUUGCACGUUCUUCCUGUGACCAGGUGGAUGGGUUUCCUCCAGGUGCUCUGGUUUCCCUCGACAGCCCCCAAAAACCGUGCGCUGUUUGUAGGUUAAUUGGCGUCUGUAAAUUGCCCCUAGUGUGUAGGGAGUGGAUGAGAAGAACGUUGGAUAACAUAGAACUAGUGUGAAUGGAUGAUCGGUGGUCAACGUGGGUUGAUGGGCAUGUUUCCCUGCUGUAGCUUUCUGUUCAAUCCAUUCAGUUAAAACCGGCAGCAUCAGCUUCAGGCAACAGGACAUUUGCAAGAAAGUAGCCAAGGACUUGGAGAGACUGGGGUUAACUCAAGUCGUGGUUGCAGCAGAGGUGGGGAUGGGGAGGUGUUAGUGAAGGAUCUCAGAGUGAGUGGGGUCCUGGAUGCAAGAAAACAUCAGCCUGGAGAGAUGCCAGCAGCUUGCCUGGAGACGUGGUGGGACGAAAUUCAACAAAAGACAUUCAAAGGGAAAUUUGAUAAAUACUGACGGGGGGAACUUGGGGACUGUCAAAGGCACGGGGUUUCCCACUGCCCCUUCCUGUAGGACGCUACAACAAGCUGACAUGAUUUGGGACAGAACAUAAUUAAAAUUCUGUAUUACAGAGGGAGUCACAUUUGGUGCUAACCAUUCCCCCCAAACUAUGUCCAGAUGAUCUUGUUCACUGUUGCUUGUUUCUGGACGAUCAGAUUUAUGUCAUUUUGCCGCCUUCCAUAAACUUUUUGUUCUUGCUGAAAGCAAACAUCUAUUAUAAAUGCCAAAAUAAAUAAAAUGUAGUUAAAAUGGCA